AUGUCAAUACAAUCUCAAUUCGAUUAUCUAUUAACCAGAAUCGAAAGAUUGAAUCCGAAAGCUGUUGUCAGUGGUGGCACUAGCGGUAGCGGUACUGUUGGUACCAGUGCAACCAUAGCCACAACCGGUAGUGAUAACAACAGUUUCUUUAGUAGUAAUAAUAUUAUUUUUUCACAAUUAAAGAGUACUUCAAAUAUUAAUAACAAUAAUAGUAAUAGCAAUAAUAAUAAAUCAAAUAAAAAUAAUAGUAAUAAUAAUGUAAAUAAUAAUAAAUAUGAUAAUAAUCAUCAUAAUCAUUUAUCUGACUUUGAAUUAGAUGAAUCUAUUAUUUCUAUUAUAAAUGAUACUAUUCAAUUAUAUCAUAGUCAGCAACAACAACAACAGCAGCAACAACAACCAAAUACACAACAACAACAACAACUUUUGAAAGACUACUACAUAAGAAUCAUAUUGAAACUAUGUCAAUACGUCAAUAAUAAUAACAAUGACAGUAUUGCAUUGAAGUACUUUCAAAUGACUAUUCUGUUGGCACAGAACAACCAACUUUCAUUGCAGGAAUACAGCAAUGAAUUAGCACCACUGUUACAAAUGUUUCAGAAAUACAUUCAACUAAAUACACCAAACACUAAUACCAAUACCAAUACAAGUCAUAAUAACAACAACAAUAGCAAUAAUAAUAUUGGUAGUGGUAAGCAUAUGGCAUCGGGAUCAUCAUCGUCGUCGUCUUCAUCGACAUCAACAACAACUUCAACAUCUUCACACAAUCAAUUUCAAUCACAUCAAUAUACAACUGUUAGAAUAGAAGCAUUGAAAGCACUGUCUAUUCUGCUCUACAACAAUGGUCCGUCUAUUCCAUCGAAAUUUCACCAACCUCUCUUUGAUAGUCUGCUGCUACUCGCAAAUCUGCAUCCUACCACCAACAACCCAUCGCCUCUCUCCAUUAACCAAGAAACAAAGCGAUUGGCUACCAUUUCAAUUGGUAACCUCUGUGUACAAUGUGGUUCGAAACUAUCAAAGUUCUACCCACUUCUCUUUGACAAACUUUAUUCAAAUCUCGAGAAACUUGUUGUUCAACUUUCAAAUGACCAACAUAUUAUAAAAUUCACUUGUAGUACUUUAAGAUCAUUACAACUUAUUUUAACUCAAUGUAAAGGUGUCUAUGAUAAUAAGGCAUCUUCACUGUUAAGUAUUUUGAAACGGUUGAUGUUCUUUGGAACUAGUAUCAAUCCAAAUGCUGUGCUACCAUCGCAACUUCACUCGGUCGAACCCUACAAACUGGUUCUCAAGAAGAAAAAGAAUAGAGAUAUCGGUGGCGAACUCAGUGAUGGUAUAUCGAGUUCAGACAGCGAUAUCGAUGAACGUUACUCGUUUGCAAAGCUCAUCCGACUGGUAUCACCAUUCCUCAGCAACGCUGCCACCGACGUCCAACUGGCUAGUUUGUCGUCGAUCAUCGCAAUACUCUCGGCGGAACCACCAACACCCGAUGAACUACAAGAGUUCCUCGCGAGCAACGACAUUGUCGAACGUAUCAUACAGUUUGCUUCUAACCCAGCCAAUACCGAUCACAUGAGAAUCGAAGCCACUCAAUGCAUUCUCGCAUUGACCAAACACAACUUUCAGAUGUUUUGUAAGCAUCAUGAGAGUAUCUAUACAACACUGUUCGGUCUAUUGACUACACCGACAUUGGACUCAACUCUUCGUAUUCAAAGUUCAAAAACUAUCGAAGAGAUUUCAAAAUCAAUUCAUGAAUCUCAAAAAUCAAAUAUUACCUAUGAACCAAAUGUUGAAAAAAGACUAUGGGAUCUAUUCUUUAAAUCUUUAACUGGAUUAAUUGAAGAUCCACUACCACAAAUUAGAUCAUCCAUUUGUAAUUGUCUUUCACAUUUAACCUCAAAUGUAUUUGCUAAUCUACCAAUUCAAUUACAACUUCACUCUGUAACUGUUAUUCUUGGAUUAAUGUCAGAUGAUUCUUAUUUGGUACGUGCCAGUUCCUGUAGAACCAUUGGUAUGUUUGUUAAACUUGAGACUCUGGCUGAUGACACUACCUUCCUCUCAAAGGCAGCGAGUUGUCUGUACAAAUCGAUGUGUGACAACAACAUCAAUAUUCGUAUAAAGGCAUGUUGGUCACUUGCAAACCUAUGUGACCAUCUCGUUUCCAUCAGAAAAGAUGAGGUGUUCAAUGACAUUCCAACUCUGAUUCUCUCCAAGGUUGUAGAGGUUCUAUUGCUGGCAUCCUAUGAUAAUCCAAAGGUGAGAAGCAAUGCUGUCCGUGCUCUCGGUAACUUUGCUCGAUUUGCACCACGUGAACUCCUCUACAAUUCGACACCGGUCGACAUUCAAGACAUAUUCGAAACGAUACAACAGAAUCAACAGUUACAAAAUACCAAUGGUGAUCUUUCAAAGAUCAACUCGGUAACUACUCCCCCCAACACUCCAGGCGGUAGCACCAGCAAUAGUAAUGAGCAAAACAGCUUGACUUACAAUCACAAGAAUAUGAUGGAUCACUACAUUAAGAAUCACCAUAAAUCUCUUAUAGACAGAAUCAUAGAUUCUUUGGUGAUUAACGCUGCCGAACCUUCGACCUCGUUCAACUUUGUCAAGGUGAAAUGGAAUGCUUGCUAUGCUCUUGGCAAUCUGUUUUACAACAGUGAUAUCCAAUUCGACCCAACACCAAAGUGGCUACAUCAAAUCUACGAGACACUCGUCAUUCUCGUACAGAACUGUAAAAACUACAAGAUCAAGAUCAAUGCCUCUGCUUCUUUGGCCACACCAACACAUAAUCGUCUUCAAUAUGGUGAAGACUACCAAUCGAUCUUGGAAACCAUCAUCAAUUCACUCUCCAAUGUAAAUACACUUGUUGACCAUUCUGAAUAUCAAUAUAAAGAUAUACUUGAAAGACAACUUGGAGUAUCAUUAAUUCAUUUAUUAGGUGAAAUGACCUAUGAUGAGAUCGAAACCUAUCAAACAUUGCUGCUGAAUCACAGUGAAAUUAUUUAUGAAACCUUUGAAAAGUUGAAUCCAACCGAUCAGAUAGGAAAGAAACAAGACAGACCUACAGCAAUGGAGUACAAUCAGGGUAUGGCUACUAUUAAUUUGAUUUUAAAUUCAUAUAUGUCAGGACUAUCAUCAUUUAACAACCACUUUUGUCUUUAA
Heterostelium album PN500 is the source of this 3153-nucleotide messenger RNA. Its product is annotated as HEAT repeat domain-containing protein. The record is from RefSeq and is a predicted model, not a curated record. The transcript is spliced from 7 exons. Bases 1 to 3153 code for a protein of 1050 amino acids. NCBI's taxonomy places the organism in Eukaryota, Evosea, Eumycetozoa, Acytosteliales, Acytosteliaceae.